CGAAGUUUCAGCGUACUUCGGAGCAAGGAUACGUGAGUCGACACGAAGCAAACCUCAGAAAUAACGGAACAGCCGGACGGACGUUUCGCACAGUCGAGACGAACUACAACCAUAGAUUCGAGAUGCCGAAGAAAGAAUAAUUGCGCUGAGUAGAAUAGUCACGGAAGUUAGUUAUAUACGUAUAAUUUCUGUCUCUUUAUGUAUACGUUUACAUAUAUAGAAAAGUGACGAUGACGAUACAAAAGGGAUCUAGUAAAAGUGCGAAUUUUUUUCAUAUAAGAUACAAAAAAAAGAUAGAUGAUGACAUUUCGUAGUUGCAGCCGUCAAGUUCGUUCACAUGAAAUCAGGAAGUUUUGACGAAAAGAAGUUACGACGAGUUUAUCGAACGUGUUUCUAUCACACAUAAUUUCAUAUCGUCGGAAAUAAAAAGAUAACUUGUACACAUGGCGGGGAUCGGUUUACAAACUAAUCUGGCGGGAAUUACUGGCCUACCUCUUCGUCUACUACCUCAUCAAUUUUACAUAUCGAUAUGCGCUCAACGAGCAGCAACAAUCUUCGAAAAGAUACGUUAUUAUUUCGGGAACUCGAGCGAAUCGAUUCCGAUGUCGUUCGUCCUGGGAUUCUACGUGAGUCUCGUAGUGAAGAGGUGGUGGGAGCAGUACAAGCUUUUACCGUGGCCGGACAAUCUGGCCCUCUUCAUCAGCGCCGCCAUUCCUGGAAACGACGAGAGAGGACGACUGAUGAGGCGGAAUAUCGUGAGGUAUGCCGUUUUGGCCUAUGUUAUCACCCUUCAGAGGAUCUCCCUGAGGGUUAAGAGACGUUUCCCGACUCUUCAACAUAUCGUCGAUGUCGGUCUAAUGAUGGAGUCGGAGAAAAAAAUCUUCGAGAUGAUGAACAAAAAAGCGGCCAUGUCGAAAUAUUGGAUGCCGCUCGUCUGGGCGACUAAUAUCAUCAAUAGGGCAAGGAAAGAAGCCCUGAUCACCAGUGACCAAGUAGUGCAAACCCUCCUUGUCGAACUCAGCGACAUCCGGAAGAGGCUUGGCGCACUGAUCGGUUACGACACUGUUUGCGUUCCUCUCGUUUACACUCAGGUUGUUACGCUGUCGCUUUACGCGUACUUCUUCUCGGCUCUACUCGGUAGACAGUUUAUCGAACGCACUGAAGCGGGUGGUGGGAAAUACGAGGAACCGGACAUGUAUUUUCCUUUUUUCACGGCCCUACAGUUUUGUUUUUAUGUUGGAUGGCUGAAAGUAGCCGAGGUACUUAUUAAUCCUUUCGGCGAGGACGACGAUGAUAUCGAAUUAAAUUGGCUGAUAGAUAGACACAUUAAAGCUGGUUAUAUGAUCGUCGAUGAGAUGCACGAAGAGCAUCCUGAAUUAUUGAAAGAUCAAUAUUGGGACGAAGUGGUGCCUCGAGAUCUUCCAUAUACGGUCGCAAGCGAGCAAUAUCGACGAGAAGAACCAAAGGGUUCGGCGGAACAUUACAAGGUAAAGGACAGCGAUGCUCUUUACGCUAAUGUAAUGAUGGGAACACAAAUUCAUAGUCACGUGCAACAUCGCAAGGUCCAUCAGGAUGACAUGUAUGCAGAUUAUGAAAGUGUAGACACCCCAUUGGUGGAGCGAAGAAAGAAUUGGCUUCAACGGCAAAUCACGCGAAUGGGUUCCGUACGUAGUUCAUCGACUACUUAUAGCAGUGGAGGAGGUUUCUUUGCACGAAAUCGUCACAACAGCGUAUACAGUAGUCCCGAAACAGGGGGCUUGCCAACGGCAACUAAUCCAAAUUUGAAAAUAUCGCUGUAUGACCGUCUCGUAGGUCGUAAAAGUAUCCGCAGUCAACGAAUGGGCAGGCAAGGUACGAUGACGAAGUUGAACUCGGUGCCAGUAUCCUUGAAGAACAGGCCACGUAUACCGACCCCGGACGUAACAAAGGAGGUAGUCGAUCGUGAGCAGAGAUUGGCGUUGUCGGCGAGCAAUACGGCCAACAUCGGUGCUGGCGUUGUUGGCGUUAUACCAGCGAAUGGCCAUUAUACUACUGAUUUACCGGUGGUCCAAGUGGUCCUGUCGCCGAUUCAGGAGACCGAGGGAACGCCAGCAAAUGCGAAAUCGGGUGCAGCUGCUUUGGCACAAGCGGUAUUGUCACCGACUUUAACUGGCGCCGGUUUGGUAGCACCUGUUACUCUAACGCCAGUGACUAUGAGCCAGCUGACGCAGUUAGGUUUGGUCACGACUACAUCAGCUUCUUCGUACAGACCCACGAACAUACAGAGCAAUAACACGAUUCAGGCUACCUUGACGGAAGUCAACAGUAGCGAGGAGGAAGGUUCAGGAAGCGGAAGUUCCAGUAGUAGAAGCGAAAGUAUCACUGGUCAAGAAGAGAGAAGUACCCCAUUAAUCGGCGAUAAUACUAGUCCCGUAAUUAGUAACGGAAGUUCACCUACCUUCGACAGUUACAACGAUCGUUCUCCAAUUCUUAUGAAUCCAGAGAAACUGGGAUAUGUCGUAGCUUUGCCAACUACACAAGAGACCCAUCUGCAAACUGCGAUAGAACCACGUGGCAGAAGAUCAGCCUCUUUACCUGGACCACCCGUUAUCCAAUUAAAGGAAGAUAGAAGCAUGUCCUUGCCCCAUUCUCCAGGUCUCCAACCGAGAGAAACUCGUGCAGCUUCUGUUUCAAGUAGACACGAUAAUCAUAAUUUAGACAGACUCGCUAUAAUUUCUCCAAAUCACGAUUUACGACCUAGAACCAAUAGUUUCGGUCAUGAACUCACGAGGAACAAUCAGCAGCGUAAUCAGGAGACCUCGAGGAAAAUAAGUAGCGCUUCUUGUAACAACGCUGCGAUCUCAACGGCACCGAUUGUACCAACCCAGACGACAGGCUCUCCUAGCAAAAGGGGCGAGGUCUAUGUUUGACCGAAAUUUUUUCUUAUCAGGACCCUUCUUCGUCUUUCCUCUUUAGCGUUUUCGUGCUAAUUCCGCUUUCGCGAAUUAGAGAUCGUACGAGAAGAAGAUAAAAGAUAUUUCGAUCUACCUUUUCCACUAUUGUGAUGUAUUUCUUUUUUUUUUUUCUUCUUCUUUUCGCUUCUUUUCUUGUACAUAGUACGACGUGGCAGGAGUCAAACCAUCGAAACUAUUUCAUGGACAAUAGCAUCGAUCGCGAGACUGCUUUUUACGGAUUUUUAUUAUUAUUAUUAUUAUUAUUAUUAUUAUUAUUAUUAUUAUUAUUAUUAUUUUUAUCUUUUUCUCUUUUUUUUCUUGUUAUCUUUUUGUUUCUCUCUUUUUCUUAUUUUUUUUUUUUUGUUCCUCACCAAAUAUGACUUUCUAUUAAGGAAUUUUACUUUCACACACCCGUAGUCUCGUAGAUGGCGCGUCGAUUUCGAAAAUGACUUUAAAGAUCAAGUCGAUAUCCUGUAAAUACUAUCUAUUUGUGCAUAUAAUCUUUAGGAACGCUCAACGGCAUAGUUUAAAAUCGAGCUAGAACUUUUAUAAUAUAAAUAAAAAUGAAAAAACACGUGUUGUGUUACGUGUGUGCGUGUGUGUAUGUGUAUAUCGCUGAAUCGUUACUAAAGUGCAAUCUCUCGUAUAAGUAUAAUGGUCUUUAAAAUAGAGCGAAAUAAAUUUCGUCAUUUCGGACUCGAUAGAUGGUACGAUGGUGUUGUAUAUUUUUUGUUUUUUUAUCGCACGUGCAAUAUUGUACUAGAGUUAAUGUAGAAUGCAUCUUUAUCUUUGCCGUUUGACAACUAUAAUAUUAAUUACCGUAACUAUAGUAUAAAUUACCGAAAAAACGAACGCGGCGUAGAAUUUCGGCGAGAACCGAUUAUUUUAGUUUUUUAUUAAAAUAAUUAGAGCUGACAAUGAAGCAUGAAUAGGAAAGGGCCUUUACUUUAGUUUUUAGCGAGCUUUUGUCAGUUAAAUCAUAGGCCAAAUCGUCGAUUGUAAUGAACCGUAAAAGAGUGAAUAUCAAUGCGUUGCAGUAUAGAAGUCAUCAACUAUGAUACGUAAGACAAAUAAAUAAAUAUAUAUAUAUAUAUACAUAUAUACACAUAUAUAUAUAUAUAUAUAUAUAUAUGUACAUGUAUAAUUUGUGUAUUUCGUCAUGUGUGAUAUGAAGUUUUAUACAUAUUUAUAUUAUACGAUUUAUGAUGGGAUUGUAUCUAAGAGUAUGUAACGAUAUUCUACUAUUUACGGGCUAUUGACAUAUGCAAAACUUUAUGUAUGCCAUUGUAAAUAGGUAUGCGUUUUUCCAACCGAAGGAGAACGUCUUUUUCACGAUAAGAAGACAAUUGCCAUAUUUAUUCAAUGACGGUCGGCUCGAAAGUUUCGUAUACGUGAUACUAGAACAAUGAAUUUCUAUGCACUUCUUCGCGUAUGAUUAUACACGAAUGAUUAUGCCAUAUCGAAAUAUUGUAUAAAGCUGUUACAUAGUUGUCGAUGUUUUAUAGAUUCAUUCAUUCUAGAAAUCUACAUAUGCUUUGUCGAAUGGCAAAUAUGUUUUUCGACUAAUAUAUAGAUAGAAAGAGUAUUAGUUUUUUCGAGAUCUACAAGAUCUUUGCGAGUACUUCAACAAUGAAAUAUAAGAUAUAGAAGAUGACAAAUAAUCCAACAUGAUAUAUAUACAUAUAUGUAUAUAUAUAUAUAUAUAUAUAUAUAUAUAUAUAUUUAUAUGUAUGUAUGUAUGUAUAUGUAUGUAUAAUACACUUGUUUGCGGUUUAAAUAGUCGUCUUUUAGUUUCACGAUGUAUUAGAAAGAGCGGUGAGUCAAAAUCUAAACGGACAAAGUCUUCGAUCGCUGAUAAAAUGAAAUAUAACAAAAUCGGAUGAACGAGCAUAAGUUUGUCCUACGACAAACGUACUUACGUGUACAUAGUUAACUGAUUAAGUUAAUAUCGUUUUACGUAUCGAUCGAUGUUCUCGAUAUUAGCGAAGUAAGAAACUUUAUUAUAUAUGUGUCCGUGUUUGUCUGUGUAUAUGUACGUGUGUGAGCGCGCGUCUGUUUGUAUUUGUUGCGACGGUAGAUGCUGUGUUAUUGUUGCUCUACAACUUGUGAGACAUUUAAAUAAUUAAAGAUAAUCGAACGGGGUAAAUUAAUUAUAUGAUCAUGCUUUUAUACGUGCAAGAUCAAACGUUGAGAGUUUUGUAAAUAUUACGUUGAAUUCGUCGAUUGGCUCGAUAAUUCGUGGAUGCAGAAGAGGAAGAGAAGAUAUUUUCGUUAUUUACAUAUAUCGAACGAACAAUGCGAUCGACGAUUAAAUAAAUAUUUUUUUUCCUUUUUUUUAAAUGACGCGACAAUGUUUUACUGUAUUUAAUGAACGAUUCGUCGCGAAGCCGAACGUUUUACACGUACGAAGACUCUGAUGGCGAGACGAAAUAUUUCGUGUUGUAAAUAUUUAUCUUGCAGUAUUUUUUUAUAUAUAGGUAUAUACAUAUAUAUGUAUAUAUAUAUAUAUGUAUAUAUAAAAAAGAUUUGUUUAUACAUAAAUAUACACAUAUACAUAUAUAUAUAUAUAUAUAUAUACAUAUAUGUAUGUAUAUAUAUAUAUAUAUGUAUACAUUUGUAUACGCAUAAACAAAUCCUUUUUGUAUUAUCGCACAUGUCUAAUUAUUGUCUCGAAGAAUAAGGAAGACAAGAAAGUGCGAGCGAUUUCGGAAAAUAUCGGCUGACACGCGAUCACGUUCGUGCGAUAUAAUGAGUUAGUAGAGAUGUUUCAUAUUAUAUUUUCCCUAUUAUAUUAUAUGUAAUCAAGAAUAAAAUAAAUUUUUUUUUAAAUAUU
This is a messenger RNA of Vespa velutina, 5766 nucleotides long. It is a transcript of the gene Best2, whose product is annotated as bestrophin homolog 15. The coding region runs from base 444 to 2909 and encodes 821 amino acids. The record is from RefSeq and is a predicted model, not a curated record. Lineage: Eukaryota; Metazoa; Arthropoda; Insecta; Hymenoptera; Vespidae. Gene Ontology annotation, molecular function: chloride channel activity. The transcript has 10 exons.